AUGAGGCAAGUAGAGGCAGCAUCGGCCAGCGGGGUGACCACCACAGAAUCCCCCGCAGUCCUCAACGUGGGCGACCACGCGUUCCCAGACGUCGAUGGCAACUGGACAGGUUUCCCGAAGCAAGGCGGACAGUCCCUAUCGUACUGGCUGCAGGGCGUCCGAUGCGAUCCUUUGCUCGACCAUAGAUCGACACCAGAGCUGCCCGCGGCUGCAGACAUCGUCGUCAUCGGAUCUGGCAUUACGGGAACUCUGGUUGCCAAGCAAUGCCUAGAGACAUGGCCAAAGAAGAGCGUCGUUGUGCUCGAGGCUCGCGAGUUCUGCAGCGGCGCAACCGGACGAAAUGCUGGCCACUGCAAGCCAGACCAGUGGCGAGGCUUCGGCAAAUACGAGAAGGCCUUCGGUACGAAACAGGCCCUGCAGAUACUGAAAAACGAACAAGAGACAUGGGAGGGCCUGGUGAAGUACGCCCGCGACAACAAUGUGGACUGUGAUCUCUGGGUAGGCGAUACUCUCGAUGUAGCCAUGACACCGGAAGUCGCAACAUUGGCCCGGGACGUGUUUGAGCGAUACAAAGCCGCAGGCGGGAAGGUUGACCACAUCAAGGUCACGCUUGACCCAACCGAGGCCAGCAAGAUCUCUCGGCUCAAGGGAGCCCAGGCGUGCUUCGCAUGGCCCGCAUCGACCCUCCAACCAUGGAAGCUGGUCGCCCAUAUCAUGCGUAGCAACACCGCACAGGAGCCGCGCUUCAACUUGCAGACGUAUACCACCGUUAGCAAGGUGACAGAGGGGAACGAGCCUGGGAAGUGGGUCGUUCACUCCGACAGGGGAGAGAUCGAAUGCUCGCGAGUGGUGCACGCCACGAACGCGUACGGCGCGGCGGUUGAGCCCUCCCUGCGAGGCCUAGUUGUCCCAACGCCACACAUGUGCAACAAGGUCGUCCCACCAGCGAGCUUCGCGGGAUCUAGAGCGUUGAGGAACUCGUAUGGGGUGUUGUUACCCGACGGCGCCCUCUUCAGCGUCAAUCCACGGCCAACGUCUGAUGGCGUCAUAAUGUUCGGAGGCUCCAACCCCGGCCAGAGGAAGUUCAGAGAGUGGCUGAAGAAGCACCCCGAGCGGUGGACUGACGAUGGUCUUUCUGGGUUCCCGGAGAUAACUGCGGCUGUCAAGGCACUCGCCGAGGAGCAGCUUGAGGGCUGGGCUGCGGCGGUGCCGGGGCCGGGUACGCUCUAUGAUUACAGCUGGAGCGGGAUCAUCGGUAAUACGACGGAUGGUGUUCCUUUCAUUGGGGAGCUGUCGGGACUUCCAGGGCAGUGGAUCUGUGCUGGACAUAAUGGCCAUGGAAUGGCGAGGACGUUCACUGCUGCUCCUGGGCUCGUCAAGCUGAUGGACGGUGCUCCGUGGGAGCAAGUUGGGUUACCUGACCCGUAUCAGCUCACAGCCGAGCGGUUGUCGAGGCUGAGAAAUUUGUCGAAAGAGGAGGUCGUUGUGAUCUGA
Messenger RNA from Diaporthe citri, 1494 nucleotides. RefSeq lists its product as uncharacterized. Gene Ontology annotation, molecular function: oxidoreductase activity. The transcript has 4 exons. The record is from RefSeq and is a predicted model, not a curated record. The coding region runs from base 1 to 1494 and encodes 497 amino acids. Gene Ontology annotation, cellular component: cytoplasm. NCBI's taxonomy places the organism in Eukaryota, Fungi, Ascomycota, Sordariomycetes, Diaporthales, Diaporthaceae.